CUUUCCUCAAGCUCUUCUUCACAACCAACAACAAUUCUCCUACAACUUCCACUUCCACCACCGACCACCUCACAACCACAACCACUACCAAAAUGACCUCCCUAACAACCCACCUCCUCAACCUCAACCCCUCCGCCCUCCACACCUCAACCACCCACCCCUUCCUCCACUCCGCCGGCACCUCCACCCUCUCCAAAGCCACCCUCUCAGCCUGGCUCUCCCAAGACCGUCUCUACGCGCAAUCCUACGUCCGCUUCAUCGGUCUCCUCCUCUCGAAAAUUCGUCUCCCUUACACAACCACUGCCAGCGGCCCCGCCCCUCUGGAAUCCCGCAUCCUCUCCCUCCUCACCUCCGCCCUCCUCAACAUCCAACGCGAACUCACCUUCUUCGAGACCGUCGCCGCCGAAUACAAUCUCGAUCUGCAAGUACCCCCACGGGGCGCGACCACCUUCGGUCCUAGCGAAGCGACGCACGCAUACACGGAUUUGUUCCUUUCCUCGGGCUCGAGCGGCGUGACGUUGUUGGAGGGGUUAGUGGUGUUGUGGGCUACGGAGGUGUGUUAUUAUAAGGCGUGGGGAUAUGCCAGGGGGGUUAUGGAGAAGGAGAAUAAGGGUGGAGAGGGAAGAAAUGAUGCGGAUGGCGGUGCUUUGAGAGUGCAGUUUAUUCCUAAUUGGACGAGUGAGGAGUUUGGACGCUUUGUGGAUGAGAUUGCGGGGUUGGUGGAUGAGGUUGCUGCGGGUGUUGCGGGUAAUGAGAGGGAGGAGCUGUUGGGGAGGUGUGAGCGGUGGUGGAGGCAGGUUGUUUGGUUGGAGGGGAUGUUUUGGCCGGAGGUUUGAGAAUUGAUAUGGGUUCUAUGGAGGGUAUAAUAAAUGUGUAUGGUCGAAAAAAAAUGGUGUGUCGGGGGUAUAUGAGCUUGGGAUCCGAUUGGGAUGGAUGUAUAUACUGGGUUGGACUGGUUACUGUUAAAAUUUGCUAUACGGGGUCACGAUGCUGUGACUGAAGGCUGUUAGAUCUCGAUUGGAGUCUCAGUGGGGUUUAAUAUCCUCAAAAUACUGUGCUCUCAUCGAGUUUGAUGAUCCCAGUACCAUCGGUCCCCCACUUUGAGAGGCAACAUUAAUGAAGGGAGGUGUGGGCCGCAUCGAGGAUAUUCGAUGGGUGUCGAUAAAUUUUCCAUAUAUG
Aspergillus eucalypticola CBS 122712 is the source of this 1179-nucleotide messenger RNA. Its product is annotated as putative transcription regulator PAB1642. The coding region runs from base 93 to 836 and encodes 247 amino acids. The transcript has a single exon. The record is from RefSeq and is a predicted model, not a curated record. NCBI's taxonomy places the organism in Eukaryota, Fungi, Ascomycota, Eurotiomycetes, Eurotiales, Aspergillaceae.